GGUAGGUAUCCUCCAAAUGUCUAUGCCUUUUGUCCUACGAACUGCUUUCCUCGCUACUCGUCGUUUUUUCGUAUUACAACUUCGGAGAAAAUAUGCCGUUGUGUUUUUUCCUUCUGCGCUUGGUACUGUUGGUUUUGCUCUCGCUGGUUUCUCUCAAGUACGUAAGGUUCUCGCUGAAACCACUCCAUCGCAAGAGAGCCAUCAGGAUGCUAUCACGCUACCUGAACUGCAGUCUUGGCAUUACGAAAGAUUUAGCGGCUUUGCUUCUCUAGAAUUCGAUGGCGAACUCUUUUUAUCCCCAUCGGACUUUGUCAGAUGCGCUUCUGGUGUCACACAAUCACACAAAGUCAAACGUCGUGUGCUUUCAGAAUCUGAAGUCAAGCAUAUGAUCCGUAGUACUCCAUCAUUAUCGCAAUCCACUCCCUUCCUUUUCCGUGACCUUGGAUGCAACGGCAUCAUAUCUUUCACAGAAUACCUGUUCUUGAUAUCCAUACUAACCCAUCCCCGAAGUAAUCUUCAUAUCGCUUUCAAACUUUUUGACAGAGAUUGCAAUGAUCAGGUCGAUCUGGCAGAAUUUCGAAAGAUUACUUCAAUUUUUUCUUGUUAUUAUGCCGGAAAAACCCACGGAACUCUGGAGGUGUCAGAAGGUAUCCAAACCACCUUGAGUAGGCAUCUUUUCGGAAAAUCUGGUACCAGUAAACUCAAGUUUGAUGACUUUUCGAGGUUUGUGGACAAUCUGCAGUCGGAGGUUCUCCUUGUCGAGUUUAACCACUUCGCAGCUAGCCAGCGGACUAUGCAACCUAUAGAACUUGGUCGUUCUCUCAUACGUUUCGCCAAAUUGACAUCCACAGUGGAAGAGCGUCUUUCUAAACUAGAAGGUGAUGCCUCACUUACGGGAAAGACAAUUGAUUUUGGAGCGUACAAAGCUCUGUUCAACUUUUUGUAUGUUAUCGAUGACUUUUCAUCUGCCCUUCAAAUGUUCAUACUCGCCAAAACGAGCAUCUCUAAAAUCGAGUUCCAACGCGCUGCUCGUGCUGUUACUGGAGCAUUUCUGGACCCUGUGGUUGUGGACACCAUCUUCGUCCUCUUCGACGCCGAUGGAGACGGACACUUGAGCUCGGCCGAGUUCAUCGAGGCGAUCCGUGCUCGCAGUCUUGGUUCCCGCGCUUCUUUGAAUCACAACAAAUCUCGGUUAGAGGCCUUCAGGCGUUGCGUCGGAAGACAGCUCUAUCACAGCUGACUGAUCGCUAUGUGAAUAUUCUUGAUGAGUUAAUCCCAGCGACUUCUUCCCUGUGUCGUAUCCGGAGCUGUGCGAAUUGGAGCAUGCACUAACCUCACCACACUUGUACAUAUACCGAAGUAUGAACGCAGUCUUUCUCCAUAACAGCAAUCGUGCUCUUGUCGUAUCAUACUUAAAGCCUGAAUUUAUUGUAUUUCCUUUCUUUUUUCUUUGGCUACUUCGCACUCUUCCCACUUCUUUUACAUGCAUAUCAAAUGUGGUUUCACAUGCUUUUCGUCUGUGGUUCACAGUCACGAAAUAAAUGAGCUCCGCAGCCC
Dicrocoelium dendriticum is the source of this 1557-nucleotide messenger RNA. NCBI's taxonomy places the organism in Eukaryota, Metazoa, Platyhelminthes, Trematoda, Plagiorchiida, Dicrocoeliidae. The record is from the annotation of a GenBank genome assembly.